Geodia barretti is the source of this 321-nucleotide messenger RNA. NCBI's taxonomy places the organism in Eukaryota, Metazoa, Porifera, Demospongiae, Tetractinellida, Geodiidae. The record is from the annotation of a GenBank genome assembly.
AUGGAGACGGCUCUAGGAGAAUUGCGCGGCCUUCGCGAACGGUUCAACUAUGUGGCGGUGCAGGACAAGAGCAAGACAUUUAACACGAACCUGCUGUUUACGCUGGAAUUAGGCUUUAUGCUGGACUGCGCGGAGGCGGUUGCGCUUUCUGCGAUCGAGCGUAAGGAGAGCAGGGGAGCGCAUACGCGAACCGACGCACCUAACAGGGACGACGAGAACUGGCUGCGCCAUAUACUGGUGAGGCACUCUGAUGACGGGCCUGAGAUAGAGUACAUGCCCGUGGUGAUUACCGAUUGGGAGCCGCAGGUUCGCAGCUACUAG